This is a messenger RNA of Gastrolobium bilobum, 1164 nucleotides long. RefSeq lists its product as uncharacterized. The transcript has a single exon. Lineage: Eukaryota; Viridiplantae; Streptophyta; Magnoliopsida; Fabales; Fabaceae. The record is from RefSeq and is a predicted model, not a curated record. Bases 287 to 922 code for a protein of 211 amino acids.
GACAUGGGUCCCAUCGUAAGAGUGCCCCAAUACGGCAUCUCCAAGUCUCGCGAUGCACUGGAACACACCCCUACCCCAAAAUCUACGUCACCAACUCCAAUAGCUAGCGACUCUCUCUCUCUCUCUCUCUCUAAAUUCUAUACUCAGAAAAAAAAAAAAAUACCUCUUCAACCCUUCAAAGUCCAAACCUUUCUCCCGUUUUCUUUCUCUCUCUGUUCAGCGUUAGAUAAGAAGAGUAUCAACACUUUCUCUCUCUCUCUCUAUAGCUCUGUCUCUUUGUUCAACCAUGAAGAAGCUCUACCAUAAAGCGACGGUUCAUCCGUCACCGCCGGUCAUCUCCGACCAGCUGUCCUUCCUUCCGGCCACCAUCCUCACCCUAGCGGCGGCGCUCUCGCCGGAGGACAGGGAAGUCUUGGCCUAUCUCAUAUUUUGCUCUUCCGCCGCCACCCCUCCUGCUUUCGCCAACUUUUCCGGCAACUCACGGAGGGGCGCCAACAAGAGCGCCGUCGCUAAGGGUUCCGUGGACGGCGAUCACUCCCCUCUGUUCAACUGCAGCUGCUUCAAUUGCUACACGAGUUACUGGGUUAGGUGGGACGAGUCACCGAAUCGCCAGCUCAUACAUGAGAUCAUCGAUGCGUUCGAGGAUUGGUUGGCGCAGAGUAACAAAGGUGGGAAGAAGGGUAACGGAAAGAAAGAGAAGAGGAACAAGAAAGGGUCUAAUAAGAACUCGGGCGAGUUGAAGCGGGCUGAGUUAAUGAGUUCGGCGAGUAGCGAGUCAGAAUCGGUGGGGGAGAGUAGUACGAGUGACGGUGGCGGUGGCGGUGAAGGUGGUGGUGAUGGGGUUGUUGCUGAGGAAAAAGGGUCGGUGAGAAGGUUCAUGAGUUUCGUUGGAGAAAGGAUUUGGGGUGGUUGGGGACAGUGAAUGAAUUUGGAAGAAAAAAUAAAUAAGGUAAUUUAGUUAAAGAACAAGAAGAAAGGAAAGGAAAAGAAUAGGUAAGGUAGGUUUAUACUUCUUUCCUUUUUUUUUUUGUUGUACAUUAAUCAUUACCCUGCAAUGUUAAAAAAAUGGAGUGGAUGUUUGGUUUUAUGAACCAGGGGAUUGGUUUUGUUAUAUAUAAUCAAUCAAAUCAUAUAUAUCAAUCCACUUCUUUUUGUUUUGAAUCU